Portunus trituberculatus (swimming crab) is the source of this 1690-nucleotide messenger RNA. RefSeq names its product cysteine-rich protein 1-like. The transcript is spliced from 3 exons. The coding region runs from base 124 to 354 and encodes 76 amino acids. NCBI's taxonomy places the organism in Eukaryota, Metazoa, Arthropoda, Malacostraca, Decapoda, Portunidae. The record is from RefSeq and is a predicted model, not a curated record.
UCUCAACCCACACACAUUCAUCCCCGCGCUCACACAUACACUCCCCGCCACCGACACCGCACGCUUGCUCACUCGGUCGUCACUCUCUUCUCCCACCUCGUCCUCGCCUCCUGGUCUGCCACCAUGCCUAACUGUCCCAAGUGCAACAAGCCGGUGUAUUUCGCCGAGCGCAAGACCUCUCUGGGGAAGGACUGGCACUCGGGCUGUCUGCGCUGUGAGAAAUGCAACAAGACCCUCACUCCCGGGGGCCACUCAGAGCACGAAGGCAAGCCCUACUGCAACAACCCCUGCUACAGCGCCCUCUUCGGACCCGGCGGUUACGGCCGUGGUGGCGCCGAGAGCUUCAAGUACUAGGAGGUGCAGGCGACGAGUGGCUGGUGGCUGACGGGCGUCGUGGCUUGGUAAUCAGAAGACGGAGGGCAAGGAAGAAGUAUUCCGAUCGUCAUCACCACCACCGCUACCUCCUCCACCAUCGCUAUAGCACCGUAUGAGUUUGCGUUUCACCUUUCGUAUUGUAUCUUGUGCACAACGUUUUGAUAAAGUAGUUAACGUUUGUCAAUUGAACUUUAGUUUAAAGUUGUGUAUUGUAUUGUUUCCCCGAAGGUUUGGUGUUGUGAUGGAAACUUGUACUUGUAGUUGUGUAGAGUAACUUAUCAAAGUCAUGGCUAAUUAAUGAAUAACCUACCGCCCGACAUUUCUCCUACAUCACCAUUUCCUCCCCAGACAAACCCCAGACUGAUCCCCUCUUAGAUGUUUUUUCCUCCCCAUCCAGAUAAAUCCUUGGCCUCCUUAACUAAAUCAUUACCUUCCUUACUUGGACGAUUAUCAACAAUACUUUCGCUCGGUGUUUUGUCAUCAUAAUACAGUGCUGUCAAACAAUCUAAAUCUGUCAGUGGGAAAAAUGUGUAAGUGAAUAUUACUCUGCCUCAUCCCAGUCACUUUCCUUUACUCCUCUGCUGAACACCUCACUCUCUCUGACCUUAAUAGUGUUUGUAUUUGCAUCUUUAUACAGUUCUUUUUAACAUAACUAAGCAUUCCGCCUUGACUAGAAAACUAUACAUUUAAAACAUAUAGUAGAAAAAUAGAGCUUCAGUAAGGUAUACUUCUACCAUUAUAAACCCACAAAUGGACAUGGGAGUGAGGGCAAGCAAGCGCCAAGCACAGGAGAGGUGAGGGUGGCAGGCUACUCGACCAUUGGCAGUGACUGUGUAUCUGUAGUGUGCUGGCUUAAGAGUACUAUUUUGAGUAGUAGUGUAAUGUUCACAGUAUGAGGGUGUAAUGAAGUAGUACAAUAUAUCCUGUAGCAUUAGAAUGUAUCAUAAAGUAACGGUAUAUCAUAUGACGUAAGGUUGCAUCACUAAUGUUAAAGUAAAGCCUGAACUUUUUCUCUUAUUUCGCAGUAGUGUAUUGUUAACUUAGUAACGGGACCAUACAUUAGCGUUCAGCUGACUAACAUUGUACUGUAGGUCAACAUCGACACAAUAAUGUUUGCUGUGUACCCUUACGUGACAACGAAAGCAGACGUCGUGCCUUACAAUUAAUGCCUCACAAAAUACCGUGCAAACGCUGCACGACCUCGCAGUGUUUGCACAGUGUUGCGAGCAUUGUGUUGUACGGCUAAACGUUCUUCCUUCGCUAAACGUUAAGGUGUGGAGUGUUAGUUUGCAAUAUACUGCCUGCAUACUUGUGA